Molecule: messenger RNA, 1566 nt
Organism: Triticum turgidum subsp. durum (durum wheat)
Lineage: Eukaryota; Viridiplantae; Streptophyta; Magnoliopsida; Poales; Poaceae
Source: the annotation of a GenBank genome assembly
AUGGAGCUCCCAUGGCUUCUCCUUCCCACAGCUAUUCUCCUUCCUGUCGUUUUAUUCCUCCUCUCAAUUGCAUGGAACCGCCGCUUACCGCCGGGGCCGGCCAGCCUGCCUUGGCUUGGAAACUUGCUAUAUUUACAGCACUUUGACGAAGACUCCAUGGACAUCCUGAACGCUGAGAGGCGCCUCCAUGCGCGCUACGGCCCGGUUCUCGGCCUCCAAGUGGGCAACCGCCUGCAGGUUAGCGUGGCAGACCGCUACCUCGCCCACACUGCGCUGGUCGGCCAUGGCACCGCCCUGGCUGAUCGGCCGGACUACGCCGUGCGCAACUUCGGUGGCCUGAACGCCAUCACCAUCACGUCCGCCAACUACGGCCCAAUCUGGCGCCUCUUCCGUAGAAACUUGGUGGCUGAGAUCGCGCACCCGGCCAGGCUCCGGCUGUUCGCGCCGCUGCGGGCGUCCGUGCUUGCUGACAUGACGGACAAGCUAUGGCGCCAGCAGCAGGAAGCAGGAAACACGGGCGUCGCCGUCAGGGACACCUUUCUGCUCGCCAUGUUCCACCUCUUGGUGGCCAUGUGCUUCGGCGAGCGGGUUGACGAUGGCGUUGUGCGCGAGAUUAUCUCUGCGCUGCGUGAGCUCAUGAUCUACUCCUUGACCAAGCUGAGGGUCUUGGACUACCUCCCGGCGGUCACGACGCGCCUCUUCCGCGGCCGACUGGAUGCCAUGCACGCUAUGCGCAGCAAGCUCAAGGAGAUGUACUUGCCCUUGAUCGAUGCCCGGAGGGAGCGCAAGAAGCUGCUUUCCAGCAGCCAACCGCCGUCUCCUCAGAAUCAGGAUGAGACGAGGACGUUGCCGCACUGCUACGUGGACUCGUUGCUCGACCUCAGGCUCGACUCCGAGAGCGGCCGCCCUCUCACUGACGACGAGGUACUUGCCAUGUGCUCCGAGCUGCUGAUACAAGGGACAGACACCACAGCCACGGCGCUAGAGUGGAUCAUGGCCGAGCUGGUGAAGAAUCAGCACGUCCAGGACAAGCUCUUCGAUGAGAUCUCAAUUGGUACAGAUCCCGACGAUCUACACCGGCCAGAGGGCCUGCACAAGAUACAGUACCUCCGGGCGGUGGUGCUUGAGGGCCUCCGGCGCCACCCACCCGGGCACCAGGUGGUGAUGCACGCUGCGGCUGAGGACAUGGAGAUCGGUGGGUGCGUGAUCCCCAGGGGCACGCCAGUGAACUUCAUGGUGGCCGACAUGGCCCUGGAUGAGAAGACUUGGGACCGGCCACGAGAGUUCCUACCGGAGCGGUUCCUCGCGGGAGGUGACGGCGAUGGGGUUGACAUCACCGGCACCAAGGAGAUCAAGAUGAUGCCAUUCGGAGCCGGGCGGAGGAUCUGUCCGGGGCUAGGCGUCGCCACCAUGCACCUCGAGUACUUAGUGGAGAACCUAGUGCGUGCGUUUUACUGGCGGGCGGUUGAAGGGGAAGAGGUGGACGUCGUCUCUGAGGAGGCCCAGUUCACCGUCGUCAUGAAGAAACCGCUCUGUGUUCGCCUCGUGCAGAGAGCUGCCAUUUAA